This is a messenger RNA of Hydractinia symbiolongicarpus, 8890 nucleotides long. RefSeq lists its product as uncharacterized. The coding region runs from base 1 to 2727 and encodes 908 amino acids. Gene Ontology annotation, molecular function: nucleic acid binding. The record is from RefSeq and is a predicted model, not a curated record. NCBI's taxonomy places the organism in Eukaryota, Metazoa, Cnidaria, Hydrozoa, Anthoathecata, Hydractiniidae. The transcript is spliced from 3 exons.
AUGGCCCCAAUUAUUCCAUCAAUCAACGUGGCCACGAGGUCGACCAGACUCCGCCCACGCGGCCAGCCAACCAACACAGCAACCGGCGUUGAGUCAACUACAGUUGUGUCUUCAAAUGUCUUGACUGGUCAUCAGGCAUCUUCAUCUUCGACCACCGACGUUGUCGAGUCGCCCAUCCUUACAACAGCUGUGGUUACAGAGUUAAUUAGAGGAGAAUUGCGACGAUUUUUCGAGGGUCACGAGGGGGAACGACUCGCGGGAAGAGCUCCUGACAUAAUAGAGCAAAAUCAAGCGACAGGUGACACUUAUAAUACUAACUCUGUUGUUGAGACUCCUAUUGUACACCAUUUUGUGUCUGAGCCGUUUUCUGAAGGGGGUGAGUUUCCACAGGGGGGUCUUCCUCGUCCAGCCCAGGUUGGGUUUUCCGUUGCAACCACAGCGCGCCCUGCUCCCUUGCCGGCACUUCCUCAGGCCGUUUUGGACAAGGUUAAAAAAGGUGAGUAUGUAAAUUUUGAUAGCUUACUGCCUGCUUUUGCCUCAUCUUCAGACGAGUUUACGUUUAAGGUUCUCGGUGGGUCUAGCCCGUCAGUUGCGUUAGUUCCCAAGCAAUCAAACCGCCCUAAGGUUAGUGACUUUUCAUCUUGGAUGUUAGCAUGGAAUAAUUUUAUCCGGUGCUUCACCUUUUUCUUUCCACAUCGUGCAUCCGAGCUUUUACACUAUCAGUCUAUCAUGUGUGACUUCGCCUCACAGUUUACAUUUACAGCAUGGUCGACAUACGAUCGCAUGUUUAGGUACCAAAUGGCUUUUGAUUCUGGUUUGUCAUGGAACCGUGUAGAUGACGAUCUUUAUAACCGUCAUCUCCGAAGUGCCCCACUGCAGCAUAUAGUGGGCAGCCCUUUCGUGCCCCCCAGCCUUUUCGCGCCUCACAGCGCUUUCGUGCCACACAGCCUUUUCGAGCCACGCAGACCCUCAGUAGGGCUGACACAGGUGCAGUCGGACAGGUCGAUAACAUCGCCACUUGUCGAUACUUCAACGCACAGGGUCACUGUACGAACCGACAAUGUCGCUUCGCACACCAAUGCAAACACUGCGGCGACUCCCAUCCUGCCUCACAAUGCUCCGUUGUCCGCAAAUAUUAAUCCAAAUCCACUGCCUGUGUCUUGUCAAUGUCCUGUCAAUGUUGCUCUUUUUGAAAGAUUGCUAAGGGAACACCCUUGUCAGUCUUUAGUGUCAUUUAUUAUCUCUGGUUUGUCUUCUGGAUUUGACAUUGGUUUUCAUGGCCCAUGCACAGCUACCCGGCCACGCAACCUACUAUCUGCACGCUCUAAUUCUCAAUCAGUGUGGGAGGCAAUUGCUAAAGAAUUAGCGCGAGGCCACACCUCAGGACCUUUUCUAAGCCCUCCAAUUACGCCUCUGCAUUGUUCACCCUUAGGUGCAGUACCUAAGAAAGACGGUUCUUACAGAAUAAUUUUAGAUCUCUCCUCACCUAGAGGCAAUGCUAUUAAUGAAGGCAUAUGCAAAGAAGAGUUUUCAGUGCGAUAUUCCACCUUCGACGAUGCCCUAAAAUUGGUGUCUGGGUUGGGUCCCACAGCAUUUUUAGCCAAAAUUGAUAUCAAACAUGCUUUUCGCCUUUGCCCCGUUAAACCAGCUCAAUGGGGUUUAUUAGGCUACUGUUGGGAGGGUUAUUACUUUGUGGACACUCGCUUGCCAUUUGGCAGCCGCUCCUCACCCUUCUUGUUUAACUGUUUUGCAGAUUUGUUAUGUUGGAUCUUCCUCACUGUGCUUGGUAUUCCAUUUGUGAUCCAUUACUUAGACGAUUUCUUCCUUUGUGGGAGGUCGGCAGCAGAAGUAAAUAGUUACUUGGAAUCUAUUCAGUCUAUGUGCACUAAACUGGGUGUCCCUAUUGCGGAGGAAAAAACCACAGGACCCUCACAAACUAUAACCUACCUGGGCAUUGAGAUCGACUCUCAGCAACAAAUCAUUCGCUUGCCAGCGGAUAAGUACAGGGAGUUGCACGAAGCUUUAUUGGUUUGGUCUGGUAGGAAGAAGUGCACCAAACGAGAAUUGCUUUCUUUGAUUGGCUCUUUAUCUUUCGCUGCCAAAGUGGUAAAGCCAGGCAGAAUGUUCCUCCGUAGGUUAAUUGAUUUGUCUACCACCGUUGCAUCACUCAAUCAUCAUAUCACAUUAAAUGGGGAGGCACGCUUAGACAUUCAAUGGUGGGUGGAUUUUCUACCUAGCUGGAAUGGUGUCUGUUUUAUUCAAGGGGACCCAAUCACAGCCGCUUCACUUAGCCUCUUUACGGAUGCAUCAGGGGUAGGAUUUGGUGCUGUUUUUCGCAAUAGUUGGUUCUGUGCUCCAUGGCCCCCAACAUUUCAUUCCUUUCACAUUAAUAUAUUGGAGCUUUUCGCAAUUGUAGCAGCGGUUAGGACGUGGGGUCGCGAAUGGCGUAAUCUGCAGAUCAUCAUUUACACAGACAACGCGUCCAUAGUUCAUGUGUGGCGCUCAGGCACAUCUCGGGAUAAACACAUCAUGUCGUUAAUUCGCCACUUAUUUCUAUUCACGGCGCGGUUGAACAUUAAUAUUUUGCUUCAACAUAUUCCUGGACAUACUAAUAUUGCAGCUGAUCUUCUAUCUCGGUUACAGGUUCGUCGAUUCAAACAACGCCUUCAGUCCGCAGACGAGUCACCCACACCAAUCGAGCCAACCAUCUGGACCAUCUUAGUAUAGCCUCACAGUACUUUCAAUCUCAAGCUUUGGCACCCACUACUAGGGCCACGUAUUCCACUGGUGUUGCCUCAUAUCAGCGAUUUUGUUAUAGGUGGUCUCAUCCUCUCUGGCCGUUGAACGAGGAUAUUCUAAUUCGCUACAUUUCUAGUUUGGCACAACGCGUAUCUCACACUACCAUUCGCGUUUACAUCUCAGGCUUGCAAUAUCACUCCAUCUUGGCCGGCAACUAUGUUCGAAUAGCAGACAUGAGUCGCUUGUGUUACACCCUGCGAGGAAUUAAAAGAGUCCAAGGAGCUCGUCUCACCCGGCCGCGCAGGCACCCAAUUACAUAUCAGAAUUUGUGUUUAAUUCAUUACCGUAUUCAAUUUUUACAAGCUACAGUAUAUGAACGACUACUUUUCAAAGCUGCUACCUCUUUGGCCUUCUUUGGCUUGUUGCGCUGCUCUGAAUACACUUAUCAAUCCAGUCGUCACUUCGAUCCAUCCACCGAUUUAUUGGUUGGAGAUAUCCAAUUUUCCGCAGACAAUUCCGUCAUGCUGGUUCAUAUCCGGUCGUCUAAAACAGAUCCCUUUCGUGUUGGUUGUCAGAUUAGGGUUGGCGCUAACAAUAACGCAGUUUGCCCGGUUCAGUGUAUGCGCCGUUUCUUAGCGGUUCAUCCCGGCCCAGGGUGGCCACUCUUCACUUACCAGGACUUCAAAUUUUUGACUCGUCAGGACAUAGUAAACCUCCUGGCUUCGUGUUUGCCUAAUAUUCCACACAUUAAUACACAUUCCUUUCGCAUUGGUGGUGCCUCCGCAGCAGCAUCUGCAGGGGUGCCUGACAGCACUAUCCAGAUUUUAGGCAGGUGGACCAGUGAUGCCUAUAGACGCUAUCUACAUCUCGAUGAUGCACAGGUCAUUGGCCUUUCUCGCAGUCUAUGCACCGCUGGGCCACCUACUCGUGGGUGGAGCCGUCACACACCUUCUUCAUUUUUGUUAUAGUUUAGUUGGUGGCGCUCGUAGGCGUCACCACACCUCUUCAUUUUGUAUAGUUUGUCAAGUGUGGUGGUGUGGGGGAAUUUGGGGGUGUGUUGUGUAUUUUAAACUCAUGCUGGUAUUCUUAAGUAAUAUUUUGCUAUUCAUGAACUAUCAAUCUUAAGCUGUCCUUGUUGGCAGUUUGUUAGAACCUGUCUUUGUUGACAGUUUGUUUAGAACCUGUCUUUGUUGACAGUUUGUUUUACUUAUAUUGAUUGACAGUUUGUUUUAUGUGAUCCUUGUUGACCACACUACAUUUACGAGAAACUGUCUUAGACAGUUUGUUGUGGUCUUUGUUGACCUCUGUUACAAUUAGAUACAGUACACACAUAUCCUCCGAGACCCCUCAUAUCCGCCAAACUUGCAGUUUUUAUUGUUGUUUUUCCCUGCGCGUUGUCAGCAAUUAAAGGUAGUUAAGUUUACUUAACUUUAGUUAAUUGCUAAACGACAUGGACUGGCGUUAGUACGGUAGCGCGUAGCUGUGGUUGCCAUCUUAGUUUCACAGGCCUGGGCUCCAAUCUUCACUUUGUUCGUUCGGCUCUUUUAGUCACGGUCUCGCUCCACGAUUCCUCUUUCGCUCGUGCUAGCCAACAGUAGUUGUGGUUUUACCGCCCACCCAUCCCGUCAGGGCAUUUUUACUGUUAAGUUCAUUAGGUUUUAUUCAAUGUGAAUAUUUUUAGGACAUUUAUACACGGGAGAUGUAUAUAUUUUGUAUACGUUGUAUAUAUAUUUACUUUGCGUUCAUGUGGUCUGAAAGACAGGGUCGAGGGGGUGUGUUGUGUAUUUUAAACUCAUGCUGGUAUUCUUAAGUAAUAUUUUGCUAUUCAUGAACUAUCAAUCUUAAGCUGUCCUUGUUGGCAGUUUGUUAGAACCUGUCUUUGUUGACAGUUUGUUUAGAACCUGUCUUUGUUGACAGUUUGUUUUACUUAUAUUGAUUGACAGUUUGUUUUAUGUGAUCCUUGUUGACCACACUACAUUUACGAGAAACUGUCUUAGACAGUUUGUUGUGGUCUUUGUUGACCUCUGUUACAAUUAGAUACAGUACACACAUAUCCUCCGAGACCCCUCAUAUCCGCCAAACUUGCAGUUUUUAUUGUUGUUUUUCCCUGCGCGUUGUCAGCAAUUAAGUAGCAGAUUGUAAAUGAGAGAUAGUUAAAAUUAAAAACUUUUUUUUAAAAAUCUUUUCUUUUUUUAAAAAUGCAUAAAUACUGAAUUUUUUUUAAAAGUUUAGUCUAGAAACACCUUAAACAAGUUUCAGAUCAAAAACCAAUCUUUUACCCAAGUUGAUGCAUUUUUUAGGACUAAGCGGCCAUUACAGUUAAGGGUGCUGUUGUAAUGGUUUAGACACGUCUUCAGUAUAUUAACACGCCAAUUUGAUAAUGUCUAUUCAAUCAGCAAGAAACUUUAAAAUAAAUAGUUCCAGUAAAAAUACUCUGAUGCUGAUUGAAUCCUCGGAUAAAAUGAAGCUUUUUAGCUAGUUUAUUGUCUCAGUCAUGAAAUUCUGCGGUUUCCAGCCAUGUAAAUAAAUUCUGUGGUAUUUUUUAGAUGCAGAUUGUAGUUGUAUGUUUUUAAAAAAGGUAUUAAAAAUCUUGUAUAUUCGUUGAUUUCUGUGGUUAAAAUGAACUCUAUCAACCGCAAAAAUGUAAAAAUUUCACAGUUUUUCGAAGCACAUGCUGGCACAUAACUACUAAGCCGUUUAAUAACAAUGAUGGUAGCAGUUAACACAUGUUUGUUUGUACAAAUGUAGCUAGCUCUAAACAUCUCUAAAUUUUUCCAGGUCUAAUGAUUUCGUUUCAAGAGCAUUUUUUCUUGUCCAUUGUCGCUAAUUUUGUGACAUUUGAUACACUAGCCGGGGGACCCACAAGUAACUGUGUUACCCCGCGUUCGACAACUUUAGCUGAAAUAAAAUCACAGUUUACAACCCGUUGUUACCCGCCAUAACAAAAACAGUUGGCCAACCUUUUUUACUUUUUUAAAAAAUGUUCCCGUGAAAGUUCAGAAAUGAAUGCAAUGUGAUGUAGAAUUUGACAUAGAGCAUGUAUCUGCAGACUCUACUGUACUGGCCGGGAAACCAAAUUGUUUGUAUUUGACGAUGUUAUGUAAGCCGUAUCAUUAUUAACCACAACUGACCAUGCGAAAAAUAACCCUAGGGUAAGUAAUUUUUGCAGCAAUUAAUUUCCACAAUUUCAAAUUCAAAAGUGUGAUAAUGUGAUUGUUAUUGACGAGGAUAAUUAGAGAGGAUAAUAUCUUCUUCGCUUUAUUUCAGACCCCCGGCAGAGUAAUUUAAAUACUUCAUAAUAACAGGCAAGUAUGCACAAAAUACCGGUGGGCUUUUUCACGGACUAAUGAACUACGAUCCCAGGUUUUUUUUCUCUUUUUGAUAUCGGGAAGGCCACAGAGAAUUUCGUCUCGCCGUCCCGUUUUAUAAAAAAAAGAUUAAAAAAGCCUGGGUCGAGGUUGCCAGUAUCCCUUAUUAAUACGCGGAUUCCUAAUCAGCUUAUACUAGGAAAAUCAACCUCGUCCAUAGGGCUAUUUUUUUCCUUUCUUCAGAAAGAGAAAAAAAGCCUGGAGAAGGAACACUACUGAGUUUUUGCGAAUCUGAUAAUUUCAGAGAAUUUUAGAUUGAAUGACUUCGAUAUACAUCGCAAGAAGAAAUUUUCGCAAAUUGAAAAAUCACAAAUUUUUCCGAAUUUGCGAAAACUUCUUAUCGCAAAAAUUACGUUACGAUAGCAAAAAUGCACGUAAUUAUAUCUUUGAUUAAAACAGAAAUCUGCUUACCCCCUGUUAAGUAUUAUGUAACGGAAAAACGUAUAUAAAUAAAUUUUCAGCAGGGGGUAUAUCAAAUUAUCGGUUUACCAAUAUGACAUCAUAAGGGUUUAAUGUUUAUUUUUAACAAAAAGUGUGGGAAAGAAAGAAAAGUUACUCUUGCGACACGCAUAAAGAUUAUUGGAGUGUUACUUUUAAAUCAUAACUUUAUUUACAAAUUUAUAUGAAGUCAUUACAGGAGGUUUUAAUGUUUGAUUUGGUCCAUAAAAUCAAAAGGAAUAAAAAAGUAUAUAAUUUUUCAAAUGGAGGAGGUCUGAACAGUUUAGUAUAAUUCGUAACGGUUUAUAUUUUAUUCUGUAUAUUUAUUCUGCACAGAGAUAACCGAAAAUACGCAAUACAAAAUAUUCUUAGAGCUUUGGCAUAUGAAGUAAUCAAAAUAUAGUGGAAAGAAAAUUUGCUUUGUCUAUCAGAAGUCGUUUUUUUCCUAUUUAUUAUUUUGUUGACAGCAAGUUUAAUCGAAGGUUACACGAAUAUUAUUGAAACAAUUUGAGAUAACAUGAAGGGCGAUUUGUCAAAGCUUUUAUAUAUACUGCUUGUUUAUGUGUGGUCGUGUUUUUUAAGAUUUACUACGCUAUAUUUUAAUUAGAUGAUGGCUUGUCCAUAGCAGUGACAGCUGGUUAAUUGCUUUUGGUUGCUGCUUGAAGAACUAACAUGAAGUUGAUGUUUGUCUUUCAUAUGGAAGUUUUAUAUAUACUGUUUUUGUUUUUAUUUUCGAUUUUAGUACGCCAGCGAACACAUUGGAUCUCAUACAAGAUCUUUAGUUUUCAUAUAAAGUCGUACCUGAUUUGAGUUUUGUGUCAUUUUUAAUUUCAACAGGUGAGGCAUAAAGAUUUUUGAUGUUUUUGGAGAUUAUGAAUAAAAGACUUGUUCUUCCUAAAAUACCUUUAUCAACACAGGAAAUAAAAACAGAUUUCAACGCGAGUCCUUCAUUAUUAUACAUUCACCAAUGCUUGCAAAUCACUUCAGACGAAAUUUCGCAUUCAUAUCGAAAGAAAGCAGAAGUUAAAUGGCAGAACGAAAAAAAGAAUAUUAGACUUCCACCAUUACCAGAGGUAAAACCGCAUGACAAACCCAGCCGGCGAAAAAAGGGUUCUACGCAAAAGCUACUUCAAAAAGCUUUUUCAAAAACUAUUUCAAACAGCCUAAGAGAAGGAACAGGAAGGGGUGACCAGUAUAUUAGACGGAGAAAGAAAACGGUAUUUCCUUUGUAAGAGACAAGCAUAUUUGUUGAAAAAAGGUCUGGAAAUGAAAGUUGACCAUGACGUAAUGUACACAAAUAGAAGCUAGUUGUUAUGUAUUGGUGUUGGAAACCAACCAGUCUUAAGGCCAAUAUUCACACACGAAAAACAUUCCGCGGGCCGGAUAACGAUAAAAAAAUUGUUCCAUCCUGUUACGUUCUGUUCCAGUAUGUUGGAGAGCGAAAAUUAUUUUCUACGUUGCUACGACAAUAACAACAACAUAAUAUGGAUAAAAACCAUGUGCUAGUUGCUGCCAUUGGUUUGUUGAUAUUACUUGAUUUUUUGUAGCUUGUCAAAAAUGCUAGUUGCUGCGCAGACCAGACAAAAAGUUGAAAACAUUCCAACUUUCUUCUGGCUUCUCAGACCGAACAGUUUUCUGUUUCAAUUGCGUAGUAAGAUAACAAGAGGCAUGCGCAAAGCUUUGUUUUCGUUUGAUCCGGUCCAGUCCGCGGAACGUUUUCCGUGUGUGGAUAUUUAUGCAUGUUAAUAUGCAAUGACGGAUGGAUUGGCUGCAUGAAGUGGUUGAAGAAAAACAAUAUGGUCGGACAUGAUGUAUUUUUCUUGGAAGCAUGUUAGUUUGUCCAGAAAUAUAAGAACCGUUAGAAUGACAAUCUAUCAUGGUGGAAACAAAAAGAAGUGUAAAAUGAGAGACAACAAAUAAAGACAAAGCAAAUACAAAUUCAUGCUACAAAAAUGAAGCUGAUUUUGUGAAACGAUAUUUGACUCAUAUAUUGCCAGAAUAAGAAAAAACUUAAAAAAUGACGGUUAAACUGUUAUAACAACAACCGUAUGUAACAAACAAUUUGUGGGCACGCCCCUUUAGCGGACGUCGUUUCAAGGUCCCAAUUUACAUUAACCCCUAAAAUGGACCUCUGUAUAGCGUCCAACAAUGAAUAAAACAGCUCUUGUAAGAAGUUUUGUCUAAUUUUUCCUUAGACAAGUUAUAGCUUCAAAAUAUUAAAUUAUCUACUCUGAGACAAAAAAAAAUCUUGAAAUUGUUUUGUAAGUCUUCUGUUUGUUUUAUUUAUUUUUUGAAUCAAAGAUAGUAUAGUUGCGAUAGUAUUGUCUUCUCCUAAAAAUUACCCU